This is a messenger RNA of Ilyonectria robusta, 1167 nucleotides long. Its product is annotated as chaperonin 10-like protein. Bases 1 to 1167 code for a protein of 388 amino acids. Gene Ontology annotation, molecular function: oxidoreductase activity, acting on NAD(P)H. NCBI's taxonomy places the organism in Eukaryota, Fungi, Ascomycota, Sordariomycetes, Hypocreales, Nectriaceae. The transcript has a single exon. The record is from RefSeq and is a predicted model, not a curated record.
AUGGCCACCCACCUCGCCGCCGUCUGCGUCGCCAAAGGCCAACCGUUCGAGAUCCAAACCCGCCGCACCCCGAAACCUGGGCCAGGCGAACUCCUCGUCGCCGUCAAAUCCGUAGCCCUCAACCCGGCAGACGGCUUGAUGCGUAACCUGGGCAUGUUAAUAUCCACAUACCCCACCGUCAUCGGCUUCGACAUCUCGGGGUUGGUGCUUGAGGUCGGCGAUGGCGUCCCUACCAGUACUACCGAUCAUGAUUCGGGCCUCUUCUUCGAGCCUGGUAUCACCCGCGUAGCCGCCUACGCGGCCUCCUUCUGGAAGUCCUACGACCCGAAUUACGGCGCCUUCCAGGAGCGGUGUCUCGUCCCCUGGCAGCACGCCGUACCCCUUCCGGACAAAACUAUGUCUUGGAACCACGCGGCAACUUUGCCAGUGGCCGUUGAGGUACCCCUGAGCGCGUGGGAUGCCUUGGGGAUUCCCCGUGUGGGAGAAGCCGCCGCUUCUGCUUCUGCCUCCCUUGCCCCUGCCGGUUCCAAUACCGGGGUAGAGAUGAAGAAGAAAAGACAACAAGAAGCACUCCUAAUCUGGGGCGCCUCCUCCAGCGUCGGUACCAUGGGAGUGCAGAGUGCCCGGCUGCUGCGGAAAGACCAGAACUCUCCUUUCGCCGCCGUGUAUGCUACGGCCGGGGCGGCAAAUAUGAAGUAUGUGAGUUCGCUGGGCGCGGACAGCGUGUUCGACCACAGAGACCCCCGAGUGGUGGAUGCGAUAGUUUCAAUGGCCAAGGAGGAUGGGCUGGUGAUCCGGUACUGCUUUCUAGCCACCGGGCAGCUAGGACCAUGUCAGGCCGUGCUUAAGGCUUUCUUUGCGGAUGACGAAACGGAGAAGAAUAAGAAGGCUAAAAUUGCGUCCGCACCUGUAAUACCCCCAGAUGCAGAUGUGGUGGACGGAGUGGAGACCAUCUUCGUGCAGCCUUCCGCAGGGGAAGGUGAGAGGUUGGAGCAGUUCCGAUAUUGGAUGGGUACGUGGCUGAGGGAGAACCUGGCGAAGGGAAGUAUCAGCCCGAGUCCGGAGCCAAGGGUAGUUGGCAAGGGGUUGGGGGCUCUUAAUGCUGGGUUGGAUAUGCUGCAGCAGGGGGUGAGUUGUAUGAAGUUGGUUGUUGAGGUUGAGGAGUGA